AUGGACAACAUGGACAAGGAGCUGCAUUCAGACAUGGGACUCAACGCUGGCACCCCUGUUGUACAGGAAAAAGAAGAAGAGUUUACAUUCGUCAGUCGAAAGAAGAACGGCAGACGACAGAACGGUGCUUCAGUCACAACAACCACAACUCCACCCCGACCAGUUGCCUCUCCCUCGUCAAGGACCAUAUUGGAAGAGCCCAAAGAGACCAGUCUUCCCGGUUGGGGGCCCAGCAGGAAACCAGGGAAGAUCAAGAAGAACAGCCAGCGCGCCAAGAUGAUGGGUUCCAGAGGCGUCGAACAAGGGGAACGGACACUGGAGUGGGGUCAACGUUUGAUGGAUGACAGAGUUAUGACCCUCAAACAAUCAAAAUUUUACACGGCCUUCCAAGAUCUGGUUCAGUUGACGUUGUGUCCGCCUUGCAAGAAGCAACAGCAACCAUCCACUCAUAACGAUACCCAGCGAGAAUCGCCAUUGACAUCCAAGGAUACUGCACCCCAAUUAGAAUCAAAGAACAGUCAAGACAAGGAAUCAUUGGUCAGGCAACCACAGGAAGACGACCCCACUCAACCAGAUACAACCACAGCUGGCGCCUCUGCUGAUGAGGAUAUCUCCAGAAGUGAUGUUGUCGACAUGAUUUGCUACGGGAUCGGAUCAAUUGAGUCGUCGCGGAAUGCCCAGUUUCAACUUGCCAUGGCUCUUUGUCUAAAGGAGAUCUUGCAGCUGUCAGGAACGGUGUCGAUAUUUGACCCCGUCAUGACGAGUUAUGAUUGUCAAUUAAUGGAGCAUCUCGGGAUGGAAGUACUGACGGGAGACGGUCGGUCAAGGCAACCAGUCGAGGUCAAGACGCUUUAUUACAUGCCUCAUUGUCCUAAGGGUCUCUAUUCUCUCAUCCUGGAAACAAAUUGGUCGCGGCAAUGUCUGGACAACCUCGCCAUCCUCGGCAACCGCUUCACAAUGUAUGACGAAAGCCCCUCGUUCAGACAAGUAGCAAAACAAGCACCGUUUAUUCUCCCAGGAAUGUCAAUUGCACGGAUAUCACUGCUACCCGCCAUCAAGUUUGAAGACAACACCGUUUUUAACGACCUCGGAUUCCACUGCUUUCCAACAGAUCAGAAACUCCCAGACGUUGACCUCGCUGACCGUGAAGUCGACCCUGAACUCUUGUAG
Messenger RNA from Linnemannia hyalina, 1170 nucleotides. NCBI's taxonomy places the organism in Eukaryota, Fungi, Mortierellomycota, Mortierellomycetes, Mortierellales, Mortierellaceae. The record is from the annotation of a GenBank genome assembly.